This is a messenger RNA of Lutzomyia longipalpis, 1412 nucleotides long. RefSeq lists its product as uncharacterized. Bases 552 to 1052 code for a protein of 166 amino acids. Lineage: Eukaryota; Metazoa; Arthropoda; Insecta; Diptera; Psychodidae. The transcript is spliced from 4 exons. The record is from RefSeq and is a predicted model, not a curated record.
AGUCCUGGCAUUUAUCUCCGCAAAGUCUCCGCGAGAAAGCUUCAUUCGGGAAGAAGCUACAGAUUGAUAGAGACGUGGUGUUGUACAGAGCAUAUAUAGCGCGCGGAAUCAUUUGCAAAAGCACAUCGCGUAAAAUUCAUAAAAUAUAAGACAAAGUGUCAGGGAGGAUUUUGAGAAAAGUGCUGGCGAAAUUGGAGGUGUUGCGUUUGAGGAAUACCUGAGGACGAAGUUGCUGUGAGAGUUCUUUUGCCGUCACACCACCCCCACGCAUCGCAAGCCACCUGUUGGAAGGUGAAAGCGUAUAAAAGAAAGCGCGUACUGUGAAAGUCUUUCAUUCACUCAUCAGACUCACAUCGGUGCAAGUCGUGAAGACCCCACGCAAGGAUAUCGUAAAAGCAACAACAAAAAUUAAUAUUUUCCCAGUGAAAUCCCCAUAAUUUGUGGCGAAAGGUGUUCUGCAAGUGGGAAUAAAAUUCCUCCCGCGUGUGUUGUUGUUCAAUAUAAAAAAAGACCUUUUGGGGGUGAUUUUGUGGGACUCUGCAGCGCAUCAAAUGAAAAUGAGAAAUUCCGUUCAAUCCUUCAUCUUUGUGGGACUCCUGCUAGUCGGCGUGUCCGCAUUGACUCCUCGAGAACAGCACAACCUCUUAACGCUCUUCCGAAGAAUGGAGCAACAUCCGGAAUUCUAUGAACUCGAUCCUUACUACUACGACGACAACUACAGUGAAAUGAAAGAUCUAGAAGCGAAUGACAAUUUCCUGAGAAAUUGGCCCUGGCUGAGGGAAUUGCUUCCAAACUCCAAUGAAGUUGAUUUGCCCCGAGGGGCCGGACCCAGAAAGCAUGACAUCACCGCUAAAUCUAUCGCGGGGUCAUCUGAAGUGUCAGAAAGAAAUCCCACUGAAAAUCUUCCAACGCCACUACCGUAUGUUGGGAGUUACGGUACACGUGGGAAUAUGCAGAAAAAGGACGCCCACACAAGCAACUAUAUGUCCCUAUGUCACUUCAAGAUUUGCAAUAUGGGCCGAAAGAGAAACACCCGAUACUUCCACUUGUAAAUCCGUUAAAGACUUUUCAAAAAAAAAAAGGACGCCAAAUCCUCUUAACCAAACUAUCCCCCAGGAUAACUUCUUUUUAAUCUAAAUUAGAUGUGGCUGUAGCGUUGUGUAAUAAAGCAGAUGGGAGAGUGCCAAUGAAAAGUAUUGCGUGUGAAGAAACUCAUGCCAAAAAGAAAUCAUAAAUAUUAUUAAUCCAGAUUAUUUCUUCAUAUUGAUGAUUAUAAACAUGACUGUAUUAUAGACCUAGUUGUUGUGAAUUCAAUGCUCAAAUCAACAAUGUUAUUAAUGUAAAGAUAUUUUACUUAUGUUAAAUACAUCGUAUAUAUACAUGGGACGGAGAUCCCUUCAAAUGCUGCAGAA